AUGGAGCGGGAGAUAAACGGCGGCGCGGCGACCGCGGGCGAAGGGAACGGCUUCUUCUGCCACGACGACGCGCAGGUGGAGGCCAUGCAGCGGCGCGUGGACGCGGCGGCGCCCUUGGCCGACGACCCCUACACCAUCUUCCGCCUCCCCUCGGCCGUGCGGGAGCGGCACCGCGACCUGUACGAGCCCAAGGUCGUGUCCGUGGGCCCGUACUACCACGGCCGCGCCGGCCUGGGCGCCGCGCAGCAGCACAAGUGGCGCCUCCUCCGCGACUUCCUCUCGCGGGGCGGGAAGAAGCAGGCCGCCGCCGGUGGCGGCCUCGGCGCGUACGUGCGCGCGGCGCGUGAGGUCGAGGCGGACGCGCGCCGGUGCUACGCCGAGGGGGUCGGCCUGGGCGCGGACGAGUUCGCGGAGCUGCUGGUGCUCGACGGCUGCUUCCUUCUCGAGUUCUUCCUCAAGAAGAGCGAGGGGCAGCUCGCCGCGCCCGGGGGCGCCAAGUGGGCGUGGCACCACAUGUACCACGACGUCCUCCUGCUGGAGAACCAGAUACCCUUCUUCGUCAUCGAGAAGCUGCACGGCGUCGCCUUCGCCGGCGACGACGGCGGCGCUGAUGAGCGCGACGCGCUCCUGGACAUUUUCUGCAAGGCCUUCGCCGGCGACCUGCCGUCGAGCCGCGUCAUCCGGCCGCGCAGCGACAAGACCAUCCACCAUCUGCUGCACCUGCACUACGAGUGCAACGUCCGCAACCCAGCUGCCGAUAGCGACAAGGCCCGCCGCAACAGCAUUGGCGACGCCAACGGCGCGUCGCUGGCCAUCUGGAAGCAGCCGGCAAUCCCGUCGCCGCGCUCCGGCGAGGGCGCCGGCGCCGGCAGCAAAGGUCGUCUGACGUCGAUGAUCCCGCCGGCGGGCAAGAUGGAGGAGGCCGGCGUGACGUUCAAGCGCAAGGCGACCCCGCGGGACGUGUUCGACGUCAGCUUCCGGUACGGCGUGCUGCACGUGCCGGCGUUCGUGCUCGACGAGGGCGCCAAGGUGCUGCUCGCGAAUCUUGUGGCGUUCGAGCAGGGAGGUGGCCGCGCGGCGCGGCAGCUGGACGAGGGCAACCUGGUGACGGGCUUCGUGGCGCUUGUCGGGUCGCUCGUGAACUCGCGGAGGGACUUGGAGGUGCUCCGCCGGUGCGGGAUCAUGCAUUGCAUGCUCGCCGACGACGACGCCGUAGCCUACUUCAACCACGUGGUACAGUACACGACCAUGGACUACGAUCGCCACGUGCUGGCCUGCCUAUUCAGGGACGUUAGAGAGCACUGCCAUUGGAACAGAUGA
Miscanthus lutarioriparius is the source of this 1320-nucleotide messenger RNA. The record is from the annotation of a GenBank genome assembly. Lineage: Eukaryota; Viridiplantae; Streptophyta; Magnoliopsida; Poales; Poaceae.